UGGUCAGUCCUAAGCAGCCCUGGUCGGCGCAGGGCGGCCUCAGGGGACCCGUGCCCGGGCUGAUGUCCGGGUCUGAGGUGUCCUGGGGGGCACAAGCGCCCCGAGGGGCCCGGCCCCGGGCAGAGGCGGCUCCCCUGCCGCCGCGCCCCAGCCCGCCGCGGGCCCUGCGCCUUCCCCACUCUCCUGGCCCCCGGCGCUCGCCGUAGCGGCGCCCGGCGGGGCGUGGAGCGGGUAAGAUGGCGGCGGGGGCGGCGGCGGACGCCCAGGCGCGGUUCGGGCACUCGGUGAAGGGGCUGCUGACCGAGAAGGUGACGAGCUGCGGCACCGAUGUGAUCGCCCUCACCAAGCAGGUGCUGAAGGGCUCCCGCAGCGCCGAGCUCCUGGGUCAAGCUGCUAGAAACAUGGUGAUGCAAGAAGAUGCCAUCCUGCACUCGGAAGAUAGUUUAAGGAAAAUGGCCAUAAUAACCACUCAUCUACAGUACCAGCAAGAAGCAAUUCAGAAGAAUGUCGAGCAGUCAUCAAACCUACAGGACCAGCUGAGUCACUUGCUGAAAUGAAGCACAGCCGAAGGCAUGAGGACAUCUCGACUGGCACCGGGAGCAGUGAAGCGUCCUUUCCCCUCCAGACCUAUGCCUGGAUGGUGCUGGAUGUCAGCUGGGAUAUGUGCAGAGUCUGUGUUUCUGGGUACAUGGGCCUCUCUCACGUGCCUCCAUCCAUGUCUCUGGUCCAGAACGCUUACCAGCGCCUAGCUGAAACAAACUUACAUGAAACUUUACUCCCCGCAGCAAUUCCUGUAGCUGCUUACUUCCCCUGUGGUGUGGGGUGGUCAGCCCACACCAGCACCCCUGGCAAGAAAUGCAUAAAAUCAAGCCAUGGGAUUUAAAUACAGGUACCUGCAGUUUGACACAGUAUUGCCUGUAUUUAGACACACAAAUGGCACUGAGUGCAAUUUAUUUAGGGAGUGUUAGUGGGACCUCUAAGUGCCUGGGUGGGUGAGAGAGGUGUUUUAGUGUAGGCUGAGGUGCCAGUCCCAGGCCAGAAUUUCUGAAAGUGGGAACCUGGGCACACACCUCUGUCACUGGUCCAGCUGCACAUGGUUUGGCCAGCGUCCUGCUUGAAGGUUAUCUUAUUUUCCACUCUGCCAGAUUUUGGAACGUCAUCCCCUUGCCGACCCAUCUGCAUUGCCUUGGCCUUCAGCUGCAUUCCUCUUCCUGGGCGGCUGCUCCAGCUCUUGGUAAAGCAGCCUUGGCCGUGCUGUGUGUUUUUAUCUGGUUGGGAAGGUAUCCAAAGGCCUGGCCAGGAAGCAGACAGGAGAACAUCAUGAGCCACCGUGCUCCAUUCUGCACCGCUCUGUGUUGGAGGAUUAGCAACCGGCAUCCUCUUCACAUCCCUGGGAGCAACAUCAGGCCCAGGCUAUAAAUACUGUGUCUUGUUUUUUGCUAAGUCAUUUAUCUGGAGCACUUGGAGUGCACGGGAAGUACUUGUUUGCCUGAGUGUGCUUUUCAUCGGCUGAUAGGAGAAAGCGGGCUGAGAGUGGGCAUUGGCCUGCCAUGAUCCUGUUGGAGCGCUGCUGGGGUUUGGCUCCUGUGCUGCAGAGCUGUCUCCUGGGCUGGAUUUCACCGUCCCCUUCGGUGCCACUGCCUGUUUGGGCUUCACCCGGUGGCACCACAGCUCCUGCAUCCCCAAAAAGGUCCCACUGUUAGCCCAGAGGGCAUGGCAGGUAUUUUUGCUGUGGGAAGGGUCCUGAUAGCCAGCUUUGCAGAUGUACUUUGGUUCUCUCGAACUGCUGGAGAAACUGUGACUCACUUUCUGGGAAUAAAAGGUGUCCUGAACACCACCAAACCGCA
Molecule: messenger RNA, 1847 nt
Organism: Tyto alba (common barn owl)
Lineage: Eukaryota; Metazoa; Chordata; Aves; Strigiformes; Tytonidae
Gene: BORCS7
Product: BLOC-1 related complex subunit 7
Exons: 5
Coding region: 237-557 (106 amino acids)
Cellular component (GO): BORC complex
Source: RefSeq, a predicted model, not a curated record